CCCUGCUGCCAGCAGCCCACAGCACCGCAGCCCUCUUGCCUUGCCUUGCCUUGCCUGCCUACGAUUCACAGCGCACUGCCUCCUUCUCCGUCCUGCAGCCUCAGCUCUCCAGCUUUCGGCCGCUCGAUUUCCUUUUUUCUUUUUUUUUUUCCUUUUCCUUCGCUUGUUGCUUCCCGAUCUCGAAAUGCCCUUGCCCGGCUUCGAGUGACGACCCGGUAGAGCGACGACACCUAAUCCACUUUAGCCAUCUCCCCCCCUCGAGUCGGGCUGGAUGCACAAAACAUCGCCGCAGAAAGGGUGGAAAGUCCUCUUCAGGACAACUCAACCCGCACCUCCACCCCUGAGCGUCGGCCACGCCAACAUGAGCCGUCACCUCCUCGCCUGGAAUAGGCUCCGCCGCUUGUUCCACAACCGGCUGACCCUCAUCUCUGCCUUCAUCGUCUGCUCCGUCUGGCUGCUCACCUCGGACCUGCGCUCGCCGGCGGAAUGGCCAUCGCUGCCGGGCCUCGCCCCGAACCCGCCCACCCCCAUACCGCCCCCGAAGCGCAUGUCCAACGCAAACUACACGGUGCCGCCUCUCGGAGAGCGUGUCCUGUGCGUCGGGCCCCGCGGCCAUCUGCUGACCAAGAGCCCCGACGAUGACUUGAAGGAGAUUGAGCUGGAAAUGCCCUACCCCACCCCCUUUACCGGCUCCUACGAGGCCCUCGGCAUCGACCUGACCUUCAUGAGCGCCGACGGGCGGUACGGGCCGUAUGGAUUCGGCGCGGAGAAGGACUCGUACACGCGGCAGCGCGUUGACUGGGACCGGGUCGACUGGGCGAGGCUGCAGAACGACUGCUUCGAGCGGAACGCGCACCGCUUCCCGCCGACGGCCAAGAAGCUCGAGAACACGUUGGCGUCGUACCGCUUCUCCUUCCGGAACCUGUCGCAGAUCCCCGAGGUCCGCCACUGGCACGAGUUCCGCUCGACGCGCCGCACCGCCGUCGUCGUGCGCGUCUGGCGCGGCUACGAGUACAUGCCCGAGGACAUGUUCUACCUCCGCUCCCUCGUCGCCGAGGCCGCCCUCAAGACGGGCGGCGAGUACCAGGUCAUCCUGCUCGUCGACAUGAAGGAUUACGAGGGUAACAUCUUCGGGUCCAGCGAGGAGUACCUGCAGGGCCUGAAGAGCGCCGGAAUCCCCCCCGAGUUCCAGUCCAUGGCGCUCUUGUGGGACGACCGCCUGCUGUCGAGCUGGUAUCCGGAUAUCGAAGAGCACAGAACCAUGUGGCAGGUAUACCAGCCGAUGCAGCUCCUCGCGCUGCACUAUCCCGAGUACGACCACUUCUGGCAGGUCGAGCUCGACAUGCGCUUCACGGGCGACGCAGGUCGGUAUCUCGACAGGCUGACGAGCUUCGCGCGUAACGAGCCGCGGAAGCAGGCCUUUGAGCGGUCCACGUUCAUGCACAUGCAGCAGAUGAUUGGCGACUACGACGAGUUCUUCAACGAGGUCGACAAGGUGCACAACGGGUCGGCCGUCAUCUGGGGCCCGCUGCGCAUCCCCGAGAUCCAGCCUAUCGGGCCGGACCCGCCGACGCGCUUCGCUAAGGACGAGCACUUCAAGUGGGGCGUAGGCGAGGAGGCCGACGUGAUCGUCACGUCGUUCUGCAACAACGUGCUCAACGCGCACCAGUGGGUGUUCCAGGGCUGGCUGGGCGGCUUCAGCGCCGGGCUUAAGACGCCGCGGUUCUUCUGCCCGCCCGCCAUCAUGCGCACGAGCCGCGCCCUGCUGUUCGUCAUCCACGAGGCCCAGAUCCGGCAGCACCUGCGCGUGCCCAGCGAGGCCACGCCGCCGAGCUUCGCCCUGUGGCACGGCCUCAAGUUCAGCUUCCCCCAGCACCCCGUCUUCUGGCACGAGCGCGACGACUUCGCCACGCAGGAGAAGUGGUGGAAGGGCGGCCCCGCCAAGAGCUCGACGGGUAUCGGCCCCGACGACAUUGGCCACCCGCGCGGGUACGGCCUGACCUUUUGGUGGGAGACGGACUGGCCCCGCCAGAUCUACAACGCCUGGCAGGGCCGCCGCCUCGACGACGGCGUCCCGCGCCCCUGGAUCCUCCAGGACCGCGACGGCCAGAUCUAUGCGCCCAGCAUGUUGCUGCACCCCAUGAAGCAUUCCAGGUAACGGCUUAAUGACUUCCAUAUAUGUGGGUUAAUGGCAACGAGAAUAAAGCGGGGGAGGGGACGGCGGGAAGAAGGCGAAAAGGAAACCACGAGGACAGAAUCUUGGGGAGGGAAAUAAUCUGUAUGUGUGCGCCAUUAGCAUCGUCUCUCUAUUGUGUUUGUGUGUGCGUGUGUGCGUGUGUGUGUUGUUUCUCUUCCAGAAAGCAAACCCGGCUUUUUCUGGCGGAUGCCACGCGCAAAGAACGGAGGUGGGAGGCGGAGGAUAUAGGGAGGAACAGUAUUACAUGGAAAUUGGAGUCCAGGUGGCUUCUGGGAUACAUUUUUCUUUUUCUUGUCUGCUAAUUUUUCUCCCACAUACUUUCUUGUUUUCUCUUACCCAUAUUUUUGUUCUGUUUGUCCAUCAGGAACAACUUACCUACCUUACCUACCCUCCUGCAUUUAUGUGUGUAUAUUUUUUCUUCCACUCUUCGUCCUCUUCCUCGUCCUCU
Molecule: messenger RNA, 2645 nt
Organism: Lasiosphaeria miniovina
Lineage: Eukaryota; Fungi; Ascomycota; Sordariomycetes; Sordariales; Lasiosphaeriaceae
Exons: 3
Coding region: 272-2158 (628 amino acids)
Source: RefSeq, a predicted model, not a curated record